CUGAAUCAAAAUGGCGGCAUACAGCGAAGAGUUAUGGAGAGAAGCAUUUUCGGCAGUUGAACAUCAGUUUGAAGUAAGAAACCUCUUGCCGGAACAAAAGGAGGCUAUUAAGGGAUUCUUUAGUAACAAAAAWAUUUUUGUAAACCUGCCAACAGKUUACGGGAAGUCACUGAUUUUUCAGUGUCUUCCCAUAGUUUCGGAUAUUUUGCGAUGUAAAUCCAGAGGAUCCAGCAUCAUUGUGGUUCUUUCUCCACUUCGAUCUUUGAUGGAAGAUCAUGUGCUAUAUCUAAAUAAUAUUGGGAUUCCAGCAAUUGCCAUCGGUGACGAGGAAGAUGCUGAAAUCAUCCAGCAGAUCGUAAAUGGCAACUAUGUCGUGUUGUUCGGUUCCCCAGAGUGCUUUCUGUCUACUACAACAUGGAGAGGAAUUUUCUGCACGCCAAGCUUCAGGGAUAUGAUGAUCGGCGUCGUAAUAGAUGAAGCUCACUGCAUCGUUCAAUGGGGGCUAACAGGUACCAAGAAGGUCCCAUUCAGGAAGUGGUAUGGUUGCUUAGGAGAAUUACAUUCUUUAAUUCCCAAAGAUACUAAAUCAGUGAUCCUAACAGCAACUGCCACCAAGGCAACCAAGGAAMAAAUAAUGGAAACCYUGAACCUGUCACCAAAGGAUGUGCAAAUGAUCCAGCAGAGUCCUGACAGGCCAAAUUUAUUUUAUUCUACACAAUAUGUAGAUAAAAAUGAGCCAUUGGAGAUUGUGUUUGGGCGGCUUAUUAAUGAAGUUGAUGAUAUGGGUGCAAACACGCCAAGAACAUUAAUAUACUGUCAAACACGAAAGCAGUGUUCAGUUCUGUACCGAAUGUUUGAAGUUUUUUUGGGUCUGAAGAUGUACAGUGGUGGAGUAACCAAUCCACAAAAAAGACUGGUUGAAAUGUUUCAUGCUGGCACCCCUAAAAGAGUUAAGGAACACAUAAUCGAAAAUAUGGCAAAGGAUGAUGGACAUUUACGAGUUGUCAUUUGUACUGUUGCCUUCGGCAUGGGUAUCAAUUGCAGGAAGGUUAGACAGAUUGUGCAUUUUGGACCAUCGAAGACAGUGGAACAGUAUGUUCAAGAGUGUGGGCGUGCUGGACRGGAUGGACUUCCAAGCUCUUGCAUCCUGCUGUUCAAUGGACUACUGUCAGCCCACUGUGAUAGGGAUAUGAAGGCUUAUGUCCAACAAGAAGGAUGCUCGCGUAUAUGGUUAAUGAGCCAUUUUGAAAGUAAAGUGGCAAGUAACAGUUUACUUCACAAAUGCUGUGGACAAUGUGCAAUGAAAUGCAGGUGUAGUGACAAGGAUUGCAGGGUGCUUUGGAGUCCCAAUUUGAAUGGAGAUACAACAAAAAAGUCACCAGUCCAGAAAUUAAUGACCACCAUCAAUGCACAUGCUCAUCAUGAAAGAGCCAAAUUUACAAGAGUUGUCAGUGAACAACAAAGGGAGAAACUGAGAUUGGAACUUCAUUGCUUCCAGCAAGAAAUGAUGAAGGAGGUACAAGUGGAUACUAUGGUGACAUGUCCCAAUGUACUCAUGGAGUUUAAUUCUUUCCAUAKUAAUCAAGUGAUUGAACACUGCAGCAUUCUUUUUACCAUCCAAGAUGUUGUAGAGUUGGUAGAAAUAUGGAGAAUGAAAUAUGCCACUGCCAUUCUCACAGCUUUAGACAAAGUCUUCAGUGAUAUAGAUGCUGCUGAAAUACAAAUGGAUGURUUUCCACCUGAAAUGUCAAAUUAUUCUGACUGGAGUCAAGUCAGGGAUGACACCACACUGGUAGGGAUGUUGAACAGCCAAGAUUUAGAGGAUCUAAGUUCUUUUAACACAUGUAUGGACACAGCAGACAGUACUUUUUUAGAUACUUCUUAUCAGAGUUUGAGUACUGCUUAGAGCUUUUAUCCAUAAGUUAAAUCUCUCUUACCAUCUUACCCAAGUUUAUCACAAACGUGUUUAUACCAUACUCUAACAACAUAUUGUCCUGGUUUUGAGAUAUUUUCCUCAUAAGGACAGUCCCCUCUCUAAAUGUGCAUAUAUUAUGCAAUAAAAUGAACAUUUGCAAAAGCUAAGUUUAGAUUUGAGUAGCAUGUGAAAUAGCUUUUUAACCCUGGAUUCAUCAAAAACUACAAAAAGGUAAAAGCUUUGGAAUACACGUAGUYAAACACUGAGUGACAUCACUAUUUCUACAACAUUUCUUUUAGAAACAGAUUUCAGAAAUGAAGUCAUUUAUCUUAGCAAAAUCAGAAAAUUAAGUUAAACAUUGAGUGACAUCACUAUUUCUAAAACACUUCUUUAAGAAACAGAUUUCAGAAAUGAAGUCAUUUAUCUUAGCAAAAUCAGAAAAUUAAGUGUGAUUAUCCCAAGAGAUGUCUUAUCAAUAAUUCAUGAUGCAUUACAUGAGAAACUUCGUGUCAAUUUCAUAUGAUUUUUUCCAAUGAGAAUGAAACUAUCUGAAGGAUUCAAACUCAAAUUGUCAGAUUUUGCCAGAGCAUUUUUUAUAUUUAAAAAAAGGCUGUCAAGAGCUUCUUGUAACAUCUAUAUUCUAUAGCUUUUACAAUUGUGUCCUUUUGGUUGAAGAUUUUUAGCAGUACAGACAUGUCUUGUGGAGAAUGUAAAUGUGCCAGGAAAAAUGAAGUCAUUUAUGAUUACGUGGUUAAUGAAACACUUAUAUGUACAUAUUCAAGUAUUAUUAACUGCAUUUUUCCAAUUUCUCCUAUUGCAUUUAUUUUUUUCCUCAACUACAUGGACUUUAUAUUUAAGUUCUAUGCAAAUAAUUAUAAUAUAUAAGAAGUACAAGUGGUAAUUCCAAUAUUUUCCUUAAUUUGUUUCUGGAACAUAACAGGACUCUUAAAGUCAGAACUCUAGUUGUUAAAGUACCAGGGGCUGAUCCAGGGGAGGGGUGCAGGGUUUGUG
This is a messenger RNA of Actinia tenebrosa (Australian red waratah sea anemone), 2926 nucleotides long. RefSeq names its product Werner syndrome ATP-dependent helicase homolog. The record is from RefSeq and is a predicted model, not a curated record. NCBI's taxonomy places the organism in Eukaryota, Metazoa, Cnidaria, Anthozoa, Actiniaria, Actiniidae.